AUGCAUAGUGUGGCUAGAGAGAAUUUACAGUCGUAUUUACAUGCAUAUAAACAUUCGAAAAGGGAGGUGAGAUUUAUUAUUUUUUUGAAAGAGUCGAAAUUUAUUUGAAAAAAAUUGGACUAGACUAGGAAAACUAGGGAAACCGGAGAAAAAUGUACUUUCAAAAAAAAUGGUGUUGGGUCAUUUUUCAGAGAAUUUCUAGAAAGGGCUUCAAAUUUCGAUCCAGAAUUCAGAUGAGCAUUUUUUAACUACUAUUCUGAAUGUUCCAAAUUUCUCCUCAAAAAAAUAAAGAAUUUUCAGCCGGGUAUUCGAUUGAUGCACAAUUGUGAUGAAGAUGACCAACAUCGAAAAAGAGUCGAAUAUUUUUCAGCGCAACGAGCUUUGGAACAUGCAAAGGUGAAACAAAUUUUAGAUGAAACAAAAAUCACAUUUCUUCUUUUUUUUACUUGUUUUCUUCCACAUUCAAAAAGUAUCAUUCACAAAGGAAAAAAGAAUGAUUCAUCGAAAGAGUGAGAGCAAAUGUGUCAUUAGAAACCAACCGACAAAAAGAACUACUAACAACUUUCAAAUACUUGUAUUAGGAAGGAAAAACGGAAGUAGGGGUUUUUGUGCAAUUAAUUCCAGCAAAUUUUCAGCGGAAACACGUGGCAUUUGCAGUUCAAGCUCAACGAGAUUAUGAUGGAACUGUUGAUGAAAAAUCGCCAAUGAAAGAUUUUACAAUAUCUUUCAAGACCAAUGAUUUUAUUCAUAUUCAUCAGAAAUUCAAUUCGGAUUGGUGGAUUGGAAGAAUUGUGAGAUCACAUUCAGAAUUUGGAUUUGUUCCAACAGCAAAAAGAUUAGCAAAUUAUAUGAUAACAACAGAAGAUCAACCACCUCCAAUAAAUGAGCAACAUGUGCAAGAAAAAAGUAUUUGGGAACCAAAAUGUCCAUAUCGAGUAGUUCCAAUAAGUCGACCAAUUGUUCUUCUCGGUCCAACAAUGCAACAUUCUCGCCUAACUCAAUUAUUACAUUUAGCAUUACGUGAAGAAAUAUUGAAAUAUUUUGGAGAUAAAAUGAAAUAUGUGAAAUCGGAUAUUGGAAGUGGACAACAAAGAACUGGAGGAAGAUGGUUGAGAGGAUUAAGAGAAUCUGAAUAUGAAAAAUGUCAGGAUGAAAAUGUUGAAGUUGAAUUGAUUAUGAGAAUGACAUCAAAAUUGAAAUUGUUAUUGGUUGAUUCACCAAAUAUUCAUACUCCAGAUGAUGUUCAACAUUUGCCAUUGGCACCUAUUUUCUUUUUGAUAAGAGUUUCUGAUCAAAAGGUUUGUAAGUUACGGAAUACAAUUCAUAAAUUUGACCUUUCAUGAAAAACACACCGAACUAAUUUUUCAAAUGUGUUCGCUCGUUUGAAACUUAUGUUCACGAUUUUCAAAUCACAAACACUUAGAUUCUAGAUACUGUGUCAUCUUCUUCGAAAUACUGGAACAACUCGAAUGGCUGCAGACAUCGAAGUAGCAAAUAUGUUGAACACAAUGAACAACGAUCGAGUAGGUGAUGAAGAAAUGGCUGGAGUGAGACCUUUUCUAUUUUUUUCCAUAUCAAAAAAUUCCAAAAAUCCCCAAUUUUCAGUUCGAAAUGGUUAUCGAAGAAAAUGGUUUGAAAGAGGCAACUUGGAGAAUCAUUUCAUAUUUAGAAAAAUAUCAUCAUGCUUUGCAUUAUCAUCCUAGAUAA
Messenger RNA from Caenorhabditis angaria, 1707 nucleotides. NCBI's taxonomy places the organism in Eukaryota, Metazoa, Nematoda, Chromadorea, Rhabditida, Rhabditidae. The record is from the annotation of a GenBank genome assembly.